Molecule: messenger RNA, 3487 nt
Organism: Sarcophilus harrisii (Tasmanian devil)
Lineage: Eukaryota; Metazoa; Chordata; Mammalia; Dasyuromorphia; Dasyuridae
Product: dnaJ homolog subfamily A member 1
Exons: 10
Coding region: 284-2245 (653 amino acids)
Biological process (GO): protein refolding; response to heat
Cellular component (GO): cytoplasm; cytosol
Molecular function (GO): ATP binding; Hsp70 protein binding
Source: RefSeq, a predicted model, not a curated record
CCCAUAAUCAUGGGAUAAAGGAAAAGUGUCACGUCACUACGCUGAUGGAACUGGGAAUAAAUCGUAACCAGGCACUUGUGAAAAAGCUCAACAACUGGGUUCUCUUUUAGGAGCCAGCACAGAAUUUUCCAACACUCAACUCUUCUUAACCUGAUACUUCUCAACCUGACCCUGCAGCCAUCAGAAAUGUUCAGAUCUCCCUUAACAUCCAUUUUGCUGACUUAAAAAAAAAAAAAGUGAAUGAGAAUCCCGACUGAGACCCAGAGACCUUUGAGGCUUUGACAUGAUAAAAUCAGAAGAAAUGGGGAAAAUUGUGGAAGGAUCUGGAAGCCAUUAUUCCAGCUGGAGAGCUUCCCAGGGGGCAGAGGACCCGUUACCACCCAGGGCCGAGACGCCAGAGACCCCCCCACCCGGGACUUCCGAGCUGGGGACGCCGCCGCCUUACGAAUGCCCAACCAGCCCCCAGCUGUGGUCUCGGAACUACGAGAGGUGGCGGAAGGGAUGGGACAGAGAACUUUUGAUCAACCGGGGCUUCAGACUGCACGACUGGGCGGAGGCCUCUCCUCUCUACUCCCCUCUCCCGCCCGGGCAGCGCCCGCGGCCGCGCAGCCUCCAGCAUCCGCCUUCAUCUUUUCCCCGGGUUAGAAUAUUCCGGAGUCCCACCCCCGCCCCUCCCGGUUACCCGGGCAACCGCCAACAGGGAGUGGGAGAAGCGGAGAGGAGGAGGAGCGGGGGGCGGGACUUCCUGAGGGUGACGCGCCCUCGCUCGGCUACAAAACUCGCCGGAUGCGACGCCCCGAGCGGAACUUUCCAGAAAACUCGGCGAGAAGCGGAGUGCUGCAGCUGCCGCUGCCCGUGCUCCGCGCACAAGAGCUCGCGCCCCCAUCCCCCAAUCUUCUCUUUCUUCCACUCGAUCCCCCAACAUCCCCACCGGUUUCUGGGGGGUCCCCUUUCACCCCACCCCGGACGAGGGCAUUUCGACACCCGGCGUACCGCGAGCGUCGCUCCCCGGCUAUCCAAAAUGGUGAAGGAAACUACUUAUUAUGAUGUUUUGGGGGUAAAACCCAAUGCCUCCCAGGAAGAACUGAAGAAGGCAUAUAGAAAACUAGCCUUGAAAUAUCACCCAGAUAAAAAUCCAAAUGAAGGAGAAAAGUUCAAACAGAUUUCUCAAGCUUAUGAAGUGCUUUCUGAUGCAAAGAAAAGAGACUUGUAUGACAAAGGUGGAGAACAAGCCAUCAAAGAGGGUGGUUCUGGUGGUGGCUUUGGUUCUCCAAUGGAUAUCUUUGACAUGUUUUUUGGAGGAGGUGGAAGAAUGCAAAGGGAACGGAGAGGUAAAAAUGUUGUUCAUCAGUUGUCAGUGACCUUGGAAGAUUUAUAUAAUGGUGCAACAAGAAAACUGGCUUUGCAAAAGAAUGUAAUUUGUGAUAAGUGUGAAGGACGGGGUGGUAAAAAAGGAGCUGUAGAAUGCUGUCCCAAUUGCAGAGGUACUGGGAUGCAAAUAAGAAUUCAUCAGAUAGGACCUGGAAUGGUUCAGCAAAUUCAAUCAGUUUGCAUGGAAUGCCAAGGGCAUGGGGAACGAAUCAGCCCUAAAGAUAGAUGUAAAAGCUGUAAUGGAAGGAAAAUAGUUCGAGAGAAGAAGAUUCUGGAGGUUCAUAUUGACAAGGGCAUGAAAGAUGGUCAGAAGAUUACAUUCCAUGGUGAAGGUGAUCAGGAACCAGGACUUGAGCCAGGAGAUAUUAUCAUUGUUUUGGAUCAAAAGGACAAUGCUAUAUUUACACGACGAGGUGAGGACCUUUUCACAUGUAUGGAUAUCCAGUUGGUUGAAGCAUUGUGUGGCUUUCAGAAACCAAUAACAACUCUUGAUAAUAGAACUAUAGUCAUUACUUCCCAUCCUGGUCAGAUUGUUAAACAUGGAGAUAUCAAAUGUGUGCUGAAUGAAGGUAUGCCAAUUUAUCGUCGACCUUAUGAGAAAGGAAUUCUAAUAAUUGAAUUUAAGGUAAACUUCCCAGAAAAUGGCUUUCUUUCAUCAGAUAAGCUAUCUUUCUUGGAAAAGUUGCUGCCUGAAAGAAAGGAAGUAGAAGAGACUGAAUAUAUAAAUCAGGUAGAACUGGUGAAUGUUGACCCAUCUCAAGAAAGAAGCAGCCAUUACAAUGGAAAUGUUUAUGAGGAUGAUGAGCAUCAUCCCAGAGGUGGGAUGUCAAUGUCAAACCUCUUAAUGGGGGCCAGAAAAUACUCUUCGUUGUAAUGCUGGCUUUUGUAUGCAAUAGUGAAUGAGUGGAGGACUACAAUCAUCUUACAACACUCACUAGUAGCUAUUGUUUUUGUUGUAAUAUUCAAAUAUAGCUGUGUUUUAAAAAGUUAAUAAAGUCAGUAAUAUAAAAUGCUGACUUUGCAGUUUAUCAUGUUUAGUGUGCAAGAUAUUUUAAUAUCAUUGAUUAUUUCCCUAUGGUAAAGAAGCGCCCAAGCAUUUUUUCAUAACUUGUACUUUUUGUUUCAGUGUGUAUAUGCAGUGGCUUAGACUGAGGUUUGAUUCUUGAUUGACUAAAUGUACACACAAGCAUUUAUGAUUGUUAAGCUCUAAAAUUAAAAUUUUGUACUGAAUUCACCAUCAGAAAACUUUAAUAUGUUGAUGUUUUGGUCUAUAUGGUUGUUUGUCAUGUUGAGUUUUAUUGUUAUACUUAUGCUGUAUUGGCUAGGUGUUGUAUGUAUUUAACAAAUAAUUUUGAUUACAUGUUGGUAUGCCAGGGGUAAAUUUAAAACCCCAAUCUUUAGGAAGACAUUGUAUUUAAUUUACAGUUAACCCAAAUCUGAGGGUUUAGGGUUUUGGAAUGAAUUCCUUUCUGUUUUGCUAUUAUGUUGUUAUUUUAAAACAAUGCUAGUCAAAAACCACCCCUACCUCUGGCUCUCUAUUCACUGUAUUAGGAACCCCAAUGUUUAUAUUUGGGGAUUGCUUGAUUUGGGAACUGGACUGUGGAAGAAAACGUUGUUUGGAGAAUGCAGGGUGACAGCCACCUAAUGUUAAUUUUGCUCUACUUAGACUUAAUUUGUUUUUACUAGAUCACAAACGAUCUUUUGUGUACGGUAAAUGGAAGAUGAGAGCCAUUCGUUUUAGGUUUUAUUUUGUGUUAUCCUUAGGUUUAAUGUCUCAACUAGUUUAAUGUUUGACCAGGUUGCAAGUAGUAAUUGUAAAUGUUUUGAAGAUUUAUAUCUCCAUCAUCAAGAUAUAUAAGCAAUCUGUAAAUGGUAGAAACUAAGUUAUGUCCAGGCAUCUUUAUGACAUUGUAAUUUCAAUUUAUUAGCAGGUUUUCAGGAGAAAGUGUGGAGAAACCUGCUUUGGUAAAUAAAAUGUUGAUGUAGGAUGGCACAGAAAUUUGAUAUUGGGCCUAUAUAAACAAAAAAUUCGAGUACACACCAUCUCAUUCAAAUUGCUUACUGAGAAUGAAGAGUAAAACUACAAUAAACAUAACCAAUGUUACUCCAAAAGUAA